GUAGAGCGCAGGCGGCGGCUGACAGGCGCUUUUCUCCAGACGGCUGCGGCGGGAGCCGGGUGAGGCGGGCGGGCUUUAGCUCGCUUCCCCGCGUCCCGGCCCGCGAGGCUCCAGGGCGCUGGGGUAUGGACGAGGGGAAGAUGGACGAGAAUGAAUGGGGAUACCACGGCGAAGGCAACAAGAGUCUGGUGGUGGCCCACGCACAGCGCUGUGUAGUGCUGCGUUUUCUGAAAUUUCCUCCAAAUAGGAAGAAGACAUCAGAAGAGAUACUUCAGCAUCUGCAGAAUAUAGUGGACUUCAGCAAAAAUGUCAUGAAAGAAUUUUUGGGGGAGAACUAUGUUCAUUGUGGGGAAGUUGUUCAGCUGCCUUUAGAGUUUGUGAAACAACUGUGUUUAAAGAUACAGUGUGAAAGACCAGCCAAAAUGUGGGUUUAUUCCUUUCUCGAGUGAUGUUACCCAUGAGAUGAAGCAUAAAGUGUGUCGAUACUGUAUGCAUCAGCAUCUUAAGGUAGCAACUGGGAAAUGGAAGAAGAUAAGUAAAUACUGUCCCCUCGAUCUCUACUCAGGAAACAAACAGCGCAUGCACUUUGCCUUGAAGAGUAUGCUGCAGGAGGCACAAAACAACCUGAGGAUAUUUAAGAACGGUGAGCUUAUUUACGGUUGUGGUGAUGCCCGGAGCCCUGUAGCGGACUGGAAAGAGCUUGCACACCACCUGAAGCCCUUCUUCUUCCCUUCCAAUGGCCUGUCCAGUGGAUCCCACUGCACAAAGGCUGUGAUCCGGGAGCUGGUUCGGGUUAUCACCAGGGUGCUGCUGAGCAGCCCGGACAAAGGCCGAGUGGGUGCCCUGAGACUUGGGCUCCAGGGCCCCCGUGUCUGUGAAGCCAGCCCUUUCAGCAGGAGUCUACACCACCAAGGAAAAAACACCCCAGAGCACUCGGGGUUACCGAAGGGCUGUCUUCUGUACAAAACCCUCCAGGUGCAGAUGUUGGACCUGCUGGACAUCGAAGGCCUUUACCCUCUGUACAACCGGGUUGAGCGAUACCUGGAGGAGUUUCCUGAGGAGAGGAAAACAUUACAAAUAGAUGGGCCUUAUGAUGAAGUAUUUUACCAGAAGCUGCUUGAUCUGUCCACUGAGGAUGAUGGGACAGUGGCCUUCGCAUUAACUAAGGUGCAGCAGUACCGUGUUGCUAUGACGGCCAAAGACUGCUCCAUCAUGAUCGCACUCUCCCCUUGUUUGCAGGAUUCAAGCUCUGACCAGAGGCCUGUUGUUCCCUCAUCAAGGUCUCGGCUAGCCUUCUCUGUGUCUGUACUGGAUCUCGACCUCAAGCCCUAUGAGAGCAUUCCUCACCAGUAUAAACUGGACAGCAAGAUAGUCAACUAUUACUCAAAGACUGUGCACGCCAAAGAUGACACUGUGAGGUCGACUCGGUUCAAGGAACGUGAAGAUUGCACAUUAGUUCUCCAUAAGGUCUAACGUUUAUUCCCCUGCAGUGUCUUUGAAACUUGAAUGUGAAAAUUGAAUGACAGAGCUAUUUUUGGUUGUGUUGGGUGACUUGGCUGUGAAUGUUUUUGCUUUUAACACCUGUUGAGGUGAGAUUGCCUCUCAGAGAAAAGGAAUUAAAGAGCACUAGAAAUAUCUUCCAGGACAAGGAAUGUAGGAUGUGAGUGCUGUGGCCCAGGAAGCCACCCACUUCCUUAGAGUGGAAGUGUCCGUUAAGCCCCUGGGAAGACAUUCUAGAUAGUUCUUUCAACCAGGGCUCAUGUCUAAUUCUUUAAUGCAAAAAGCCUUAUUAUUAAGACCCAAGGUUUGGAUCUCCUACCACCAGACUCUUAACAUAAAAAACUUGAAUUGUCAUAAAUAUCUUAUAGUUUGAACUUUCAAGAAAACAUGGACUACUACUGGAAUGUUCCCAGCUGUUACUGGUCACUUUUUCAAUGCAAGCCACACAUCAACACAGGCUUUGGUUAGUUCCCUGCUGCAGAGCGUGGCUAGUGUGAACAUUGGUUCUGAGUGGUCUAGACUCAGGGUCCCUGUGGAGGUACUAAAGCCCAUGGCUCUGUAAAGAGGCAGCAGGGAGCGCAAGACUCAGGUCAGGGUGGACACCAUUCAUAUGAGCAUUGACUUUUUGAUUCUGCUUUAUGAUUUUAUCUUUAACUCGAGGGGGAGAUGAGUAGUUCUUUCCUACCUGAAAUUGCUGCUGUUGGAGCUGGAAGCAGAGCUGUAACUCACUGAGCUGCUGUGGCCAGCUGGGGUGGGUCUGCCCGACAGCCCAGAGUUUUCCUGGCACUCUUGUGUCUUGGGUGGUUGAGGAACAAGGUUUCCUUUCCUCCCAAGCCACAUUCCUCCCUUGGGUUAGCCUGAGGCAUGUCGGGUAGGCAGGCCCAGGGCCUUGCUGUUCCCAUCAAGGCUGUACAAGGCUCCUGGCUGGCGCGGAGAGGAUUCUUAUUGGGGUCACCAAAAGUGUGCCUGGCUGCUAUGAAAUCAUUGGGAGUUUUGGCUUCAUUUUUUUAUCAUAUGGUAGGCUGUACAGACUGAUUAUUUAUAUCAUCCUUUUGAGGGACUAAUGAAGGCUUACUGUAACAUGUAAUAGCAAAACCACGGAGCUAUAUAAAAAUGCUACAUGAAAAAUGAGGAAAAUAUUUUGCUGAUUGUAAACUUUUGUGGGAAAUUUUGUGAUAAUUUGAGAAUUAUACUUGUUUGAAUCAA
Messenger RNA from Nannospalax galili (Upper Galilee mountains blind mole rat), 2706 nucleotides. It is a transcript of the gene Ippk, whose product is annotated as inositol-pentakisphosphate 2-kinase. Gene Ontology annotation, molecular function: ATP binding; inositol-1,3,4,5,6-pentakisphosphate 2-kinase activity. NCBI's taxonomy places the organism in Eukaryota, Metazoa, Chordata, Mammalia, Rodentia, Spalacidae. The record is from RefSeq and is a predicted model, not a curated record. Gene Ontology annotation, cellular component: nucleus. Gene Ontology annotation, biological process: inositol phosphate biosynthetic process.